Prunus armeniaca (apricot) is the source of this 816-nucleotide messenger RNA. NCBI's taxonomy places the organism in Eukaryota, Viridiplantae, Streptophyta, Magnoliopsida, Rosales, Rosaceae. The record is from the annotation of a GenBank genome assembly.
AUGGAAGAAUAUAGGAGAUGCUUGGAGAGGCAUGAGCAAGAAAGAAAGGAGAGAAACCGUAGAGCCGAUGAAAUCAAUGAGUUGCAGAGACAAGUCGAUGAACAAGUUCUCAUAGCAGUGGCAAUGGAAGAGGAAGAGAACCAAGGUCGCCGCCGUGGUUCACAAGUUAGCCGUCGCCGGAAUGUGGACAGACAUAGGCAUUCUCGGGGUAAGAAUCUUUUGGAAGAUUAUUUUAUCCCAACUGCUUUGUACUCUGAUGUUGAUUUUCGAAGGCGAUUUAGAAUUCAACCCCAUUUGUUCAAUAAAGUCAUGCAUGAUAUUUGCAAUUAUGAUGCAUACUUUGUUCAAAAGUGUGAUGCUGCUGGGGUUUUGGGCCUUCUUCCAGAGCAAAAGCUUACAGCUGUUAUACGAAUGUUGGCGUAUGGAGCAUCUGCUGAUCAGGUGGAUGAGCUUGCCCGAAUGGGGAAGUCCACUACAUUGGAGGCUUUGGUAAGAUUUUGUGAUGCAGUUGAAAAUCUGUACACUAGGGACUACCUGCGUAGACCUACUCCCAGGGACCCCCAACGGCUUCUACAAAAAGCCGAAGCUCGAGGAUUUCUAGGAAUGAUUGGUAGCAUUGACUGCAUGCAUUGGCAAUGGAAGAAUUGCCCAACUGCCUUGCAAGGUGAUUACGGAAAUAGAAAGGCCAAAAAAGUAUCAUCCUGGAAGCCGUUGCUGGCUUCGACACAUGGGUUUGGCAUGCUUUCUUCGGAGUUGCCGGAGCCCAAAAUGACCUCAACGUUCUGGGUCAAUCUCCGGUCUUCAACGAUGUUUUGA